AACAGAAUAAAAAAUGAAUCUGGUGUAACUUCCAUGAACAGAUCCCAUUGAUUCUCCACAGGUGAAGUUUUUAAUCGCAGGAAGUAAUUUCACCUCACAGUGAUAGAAGCGAUAUUAAAAAGUUUAAAGGGUUAAAAUCCAAACAGGGUUUGGUAACGUCAGUACAAAGAAAAUGGUUUUGCAAUGAGAAGCAGACAAAAUUAUUUUAACAUGGUCUGGGACCAAACAGCAUGAAGGACCAAGGAAUUUGCAGUAGCCAAAAGGGGCAGAUGAACUAGAAAUCAGCGGAUGCAAGGAGCCAGAGAAAUUUUAUUCCUUCACACGGGUGAGAUAAUGUCUCAGGCAACCAAAGAGCUAGGGAGAGUUCUAAGGAUUCUUACAACAACAUGGAGUCUAUUGGAAGAGGCCAGGGGAUAAAGAAAAUGGAGGGGUGGAGCAGGGAAGGCACCAGGAGAAGUGGAGCUGGCUGGCUGUGUGGAGCGGUCACGUCAGGGGGCUGACGGCUGCGAGCAAGGAGGAAGCAUGUUUCGAGAGUAGGAUUUUGGAGCCAAGAACUCCCGGGUUCUAUUUUCAGUUCUGCCCCGGGCAACUAAUUGCUACCGCUCUGCACCCCGGCCUCCCCCUAAACGAGAUGCGGAAGAUGCUUCUUAACGUCCAGGGGCGCGCGAGGAUGAGCGAAGCUUAGAUCUCGGAUCCCCAGCAGCACCUGUGCCUCGGGGAGUUGCAAAAGCUCUGAGUUCACCGGAGAGCCCCCCUGGUAUUACACCUAGCCCCCCAGGAAGGAGGCUUUGGAACUCGUGUGUUGCAUACUUAGAAACUACUUCCUACUGAAGGAGGCUUUAGAACUAGCAAUUCUCCUAGAUCUGGAUGAUGAGUGGGUACUUGGACGAAUCAGACUUUAUGAUGGUGGAGGAGGGCUUCACCACCAGAGACCUCCUUGAAAAUCUCCUCAUGGAGGUCUCCCAGACGAGCGACAAAGGGGCCUUUUUUGUGGCAGACCUGGGGGACGUAGUGAAGAAACACCUGCACUUCCUGAAGGCCUUGCCCCACGUCAAACCUUUCUACGCUGUUAAGUGCAACAGCAGCAAAGGAGUGGUGCGGACGCUGGCUGAGCUGGGGGCAGGAUUUGACUGUGCUAGCAAGACGGAGAUUGCAUUAGUUCAGAGCAUUGGGGUCCCAUCUGACAAGAUUAUCUACACUAACCCCUGCAAACAGAUCUCACAGAUCAAAUACGCAGCCAGCCACGGGGUGCAGCUGAUGGCCUUCGACAAUGAAGUAGAGCUCGGGAAAGUGGCAAGGAGCCAUCCACAUGCCAGGAUGGUUCUGUGCAUCACCACCGACAACCCCAGAUCCUCUGCCAGUCUGAGCGUGAAAUUUGGUGCCACCCUCAAGUCCUGCAGACACCUACUAGAAACUGCAAAGGAGAUGAAUGUGGAGAUUGUUGGCAUCAGUUUUCAUGUUGGCAGUGACUGCCCCGACCUGCAAGCCUUCUCUCGGUCCAUAGCAGAUGCUCGGCUGGUGUUUGAAAUGGGUGCAGAGCUGGGCUACAAGAUGCACUUAUUAGACAUUGGAGGUGGAUUCCCUGGCACUGAAAAUUCUAAAGUCCGGUUUGAAGAGAUGGCAGCCACGAUCAACUCUGCCUUGGACUUGUAUUUCCCAGAAGGCUGUGGGGUGGAGAUCAUCGCCAAACCAGGACGAUACUAUGUAGCUUCUGCCUUUACCUUGGCUGUCAAUGUUGUUGACAAGCAGGAGGUUCCCUUGGAUCCGCCUGGCUCAGACGAUGAAGAGUCUGGCAGCAAGAAGAGCAUCCUGUAUUACAUUAACGAUGGCAUCUAUGGAUCCUUCAGCUGCAUUUUCUUCAAUCACACCUGCCCCAGCCCCAUCCUGCACAAGAAACACAGCCCAGAUCACCCCUUGUUCAGCAGCAGCCUCUGGGGUCCUUCUUGUGAUGGGCCGGACUGCAUUGCAGAUGGCUUGGAGCUACCAGAACUGCAAGUUGGUGACUGGCUGACGUUUGAGAACAUGGGUGCCUACACCAUAGCAGCCUCGUCCUCUUUUAAUGGACACCGGCAGCCACAGAUCAACUACGCCAUGUCCCGGGAAGCUGUCCGGCUGCUACAGGGGAAGCUGCCACAACCAGAAGAAGAGGAUAGAGAGAGCCUGUGUGCUCCUCUCUCCUGUGGCUGGGAAAUCACAAAUACCUUGUGCAUUACCCCUGUCUUCACUCCAGCUAGAAUCACGUGAGCAGCACCAGUCAUGGCGGGGGCAGAUCCUUAACCAAGGGGACUCUUGUGUCCACUUCUCAUGCCCUCUCAGAUUUCUGCCCUGAAGUAGGACCUGUUUUACAUUCAGGUGUGGUUUUUUUUAAGUAUGCAACAUAAAUCCUGUUCCUCCUGCCUGUGUUGUGUUGCCUGCUGUGUGCCAUAGCAAAGGGCAGAGCAUUCGGUUUGUGGGUGUUUAAUUGCCGAUUGGGUUUACGUUAUUUUUGUAAGUUAUCCUAAUAAAUUGUAUUGUUUUUUUUU
Molecule: messenger RNA, 2522 nt
Organism: Caretta caretta (loggerhead turtle)
Lineage: Eukaryota; Metazoa; Chordata; Testudines; Cheloniidae
Gene: AZIN2
Product: antizyme inhibitor 2
Cellular component (GO): cytoplasm
Molecular function (GO): catalytic activity
Source: RefSeq, a predicted model, not a curated record